AUGGCCGACCCAUCUUCAUACUCAUCUUCCCUACCAUCAUCACCUUCCCAAGCACCCAUCUCCGCACGGGAGAUGACUUUCCUUGCUGCUAGCCGCUGCUUUGCUACCCAACCCAAGCCUUCAUCAAGAAUCGCCGAAAAAUCUCGGCGAAAUACCUCUGUAGCCAAACCACUCACCAUUCGAGAGGGGCUGAGCACGGAGAGUGUCCCUGCCAUCAGACCUGAGGUGGCGCUCCCAAUACCUUCAACAGAAAGCAAACUCAAGCGAAGGGACGAUAAAGAGGUAUUUGGGAGUAUUUUGAGAAAUAUGGAAAGAGAGGGGGGACUACCAGAAGCUGGAGUUGUAAACCGACCCCUGCCUUCAGAGGAAAAAAUGGUGGAAGCUUCGCGGAGAAGGGCCCUGGCCAUUGCGGAUCCUAAGGAGACUGUUCCAACAGACUCCAAUGAGGGACCCAUCAAGGCCAUUUUGGAGGUAGUAGGAGUGAAGAAGCAGACAGGGAUGGCUGAAGGGAAGAAGAAUAGAAAAAGUAAAGAAAAACGGGUGGAAAGAGAUGAAGCUGCUCGACCGAAGAAGGAGAAGAAAGAAAAGAAGGAAAGCAAAAAGAAACAACGCAAGCGAGAAGAGAAACGCCUGAAGAAGGAGAAGAAAAGGAAGAGGGUGGAAAACCUAGAUUUUGACAGAGAAUCAACCACCACAAGGGUGGAAAAGAGGAUGUCAACACAAAUCAAAGCAUCAGCGUAA
This is a messenger RNA of Benincasa hispida (wax gourd), 741 nucleotides long. Lineage: Eukaryota; Viridiplantae; Streptophyta; Magnoliopsida; Cucurbitales; Cucurbitaceae. The record is from RefSeq and is a predicted model, not a curated record.